AUGACUGCCAGACAGAGUGGACCCGCCGCUGUUUCUCUCACUGCUGCUGCUGCUGCUGCUACUACCACGCUGCCUAUCCCUAAAAAGUCAAGAACUAUAAAGACUGACAAACCAAGACCGUUCCUAUGUCCCAUCUGCACAAGAACAGAACAUUUAAAGAGACAUCAACGGUCUCACACGAGGGAAAAACCAUUCGUUUGUGUAUUUUGCGGUAGAUGCUUUGCUAGAAGAGAUUUAGUGCUAAGAUAUCAAACUAAAUUGCACUCCUCCAUCAUGAAUAAUUCAGCAACUCAUAACGAUAACAUAUUAGCAUCCACUGCCCAAUCAAAUUCAAAUUUGAAAUCUUUGGCUAAUACAAGAAGGAAAAGAAAUGACCAUGAUGAUACUUAUAAGCAUAUAGUUCAUAUUGAAGGUAAUAAACAGACAAUGUUGCCUGUCUUAAAUGACCCGCUGGGGAAGACAAACGAACAAUUACAAAAUGAUCUGAAAGAAAUUAUAAAGAAUCAAAAUAUUGACAUUUCUGUACCAACUUCAUCAAAUGGUGCUGCAAUAUUCCAUGAAGCCAUGGCACAACAACCCCAGCCACAGGAGCCACAGGAACCACAAAUGCCCACAAUCUCACCAUCGCUUUCAUCCACUGGUUCUUCCUCAUUUGACCCAUCUGCUCCCUUUGCCUCAUCAACAAGGGGUCGCCAAAGACAUGCAUCAUUCUCUGCAGCAGGUUCAUACACGUAUUCAUCAACUAACCUUUCCAAAGGUUUGCAAUUUGAUAAGGAACCAAGCCCCUCCACUGAAGCACCACAUCAAGUUGGAUUUUCGACUCCUCAAUUGACAACAAAGCAAUUGAUGGAUAAAGCCAUGGAAGUUGGUUUAUUGGACGCUGACGAUGUAAUAUUACCAGCACAGUCAUCAGUUAAUUUUCCCACUUUAGAUGACCCUCUACUACAAAAGCAAUUCUCUAGUUUAAAAAUUUUUGAACCCAAGCAAGAAAAUGGUGAAUCAAAUAAACAAAUCCCCAUCCCCACUGCCACUUCAGCUCCAAUAUUAUCACCAACAACUGCAUAUUUUAUGCAAGAUCCAAAACAUUCAGAAAGUGACGUAAAUUCUCCAUCGGCGUUUACACCUUCCACUUUCUUAAAAAAUUUACCUUCUUUGACUGACAUCUUAACAAUGGGACCAUCCGUAGGUGGUUCGUCAGGUUUUGAUACACCAGAUGCACCAAACAAUGACCAUAAUGGUAAAUCUCUCUUUGCCAAUAAUUUCAAUUUGGACUACUUCAAUUAUAACGACGACACACCAAUGGAAGAUGAAGCCAUAUCACCAAACGCAAUGAGUAAUGACCAAUUAGGACAAAAGCAAGACCAAAACCAUCAACGUGAACCAUCUAAUACCACAGGUAAUAUAGACACAGAAUCCGCUCAAUGGUUGAAUAAAUAUUUGGACAAUAAUAAAAAAUUCGAUUCAAGUAUUCAAUUUAAAAAUAUUAAUGAUAUUGGGUUUUACAAUUUUAACGACUCAGGCAAUUCAUCAAGUGGCGCUUCAUCACCAUCUGCCUCUGACUCUCAAUCAAAUUCAAACUCUGUUGAUAUACUGUCUAAUACAACUGACACUAUGACCAAUCUGAAGGCUCGUAUUAACAAUGGCAGCAACAGUGGAGGUAAAUCAAAUAGGAGUAGACGUGGGAGUAAUGUCAACUCAAAGAAAAAGAGGACAAGCUUAACACCAGAUAGAAGUCGUGUAGAUAAGAAAAGUAGAAGAAGGAAAAGCUCAGUUGGUAAUUUGAUCUCACAAUUAUUUACUACAAGGCAAUUGGAUUUACUAAAGGAGGAAUCAUUACAAAUAGUAUUACCCUCUCGAAACAAUGAACAAGUAUUUGAAGAAGAUGAUUAUGAAGAAGACGAAGAUGAUGAAGAUGGUGAGAUAUAUAUUACUCCCUCUAGGAUAUUAAACCCACUAUCCCUCAUGCAAGGAAACCAAAACGAAAAUCUUUUUACUCAAAAAUUGCAAUCUGCAUCAACUACUUCAUUUAAAGAAUUGAAUUUCUUUAAUGAAGAAUUAAGAAGUACGAUCAUAAUGGAGAACGAUCUAAAGCAAGACUCUCUUCCAACGGUAGCGGAAUUAAAUAAUUAUUUGAAAAUGUAUGAAAAUGAAUUUCAUAAAUAUUUCCCUUUCAUUCAUUUGGAAACCAUUGAACCAUCCAUUAAAAAUGCACCUUUGCUUCUUUCCAUAGCAAUGAUUGGCGCACUUUAUGCAUUCCAUUCGUCACAUUCCAAAUUUCUAUCCAUCAUCGCCACAAUAUAUGUUAAAAGAUUACUGGACACCACCAAGGAGGAUAACAUACCUUUAUGGGUCAUUCAAUCCACGAUUUUAUUGACAUUUAUGGGUAUAUUUAGUGAUGAUAUAAACGUCAUUAAAAAUAUGGAUUCUCAAUUAAUUACUUUGAACAAACUAAUUUUAAGGAAUAAAAUUAAUCUACCCUUAGAGACCCAAAUGCAACCACCAAUUAAUAAUCAUCAAUUCAGAAGAACACCACCAUCAUUGGGGAAAACAGCAACAAGGACGCCAACACCUCCGAAUGUUAUAACUUCAAAUCCAAAUCAUCCACAUGAAUUCUCAACCAUCGAAGGUGGUAGCAGUGAUGAGAAUAUUUUAGGUCAUGAUACUUUAGAAUUGGAACAAAAUGAAAAAUAUUUCCAAUAUUUUAUUCUUGCACAAUCCAGAAUUAGGACCUGUCAUGUGGUACUAUUAUUAUCCAAUUUAUUUGCUUCCAUGGUUGGAAUUGAUUGUUCCUUCCAUUCCAUUGAUUUAAGAUGUGGUACACCGUGCCAGAUUGAAACUUUGUUCCAUUGUUCUACCGCAUCGGAAUGGAUGAACCAACUAAGUUACAAUAAUAUCGUAUUAGAUUCCAAAUUCUCAUUGAUAACUCUAUCGAACGGUGAUUCUGCUUACGAAGAAUGUUUAAUGUACUUAUCAAAUGGUAAUCAAUUCUUUUAUGAGAAUAAUAAGAUCUCAUUACUUACUGCAUUGUCAUUAAUGGUCACCAUUCAUGAGAAGAUUUUCAUUGAAAGAAAGGCUCAGGAACAAAGAAAUUUUAACAGUGCCGAUAUUCAAAUGAAUGAUUUAACAUGGAAAAUGACAUCUCGUCCGAUUAUUGAUUCAAUGAUAAAGUACUGGGAAACUGUGUACAUGAAAAAUGGCGGAAUCUUACUCCCCACGGAACAAACUAUCCCAAUUAUCAAGAAUCAGCCAACAAUUCGUUUGACCAUUCCAUUAUAUUUAUUUGUUAAGAUUAGAAGAUGUCUGGAUUUGACUCAUGUUAUGAAUAGAAUUUGGUUAAAGGAUUGGAAUAAGAUGAACACUAUUUUAGAUGAAGUUUGCUAUGACUGGGACUCAUUGCAAGAAGCCACAGAGUACUCGCUAAGUAUGAUUAACUCAUGGGUGUCUGUACUAUGUGUGACUAGAGUUAAUGGUAGCUCUACAAAUUUCAGGACCCCCGUCUUUACAACAAUGUGCGUCUUUGUUACUAUUUUAGUCAUUGCCGAGUAUUUGAAGAGGAUUGAAUUAUGGGCUUCUCAGUAUGAUCCUAUGGAUCAAAUGCCAACUACGUUAAGAAUAUCAGAUAGAAUCCUUUGGUUGAAAACAGAAUCUGUCCUAAAAAGAGUACAAAAGAAAUUAUUACCUCAGGGAGACUUAAUGAAAUCUUAUGUGGAAUUCCUUAGAUUACAAAAUGAUACAAAUGGAUCAUUUGAUAUUAAACCAUUAUCCGAUGAAUUAGUUCAAAGAUGUAUGGGACCCGAGGCUCCAUUACAAGAUACCGUCCAUUUGAUUAAUAAGGCUAAGUUAUCCUCCAGAUGUUUAUACUUGGGUGUGAGAAUAUUAGGGGAUGCUCCAAUUUGGCCUAUUGCCCUAUCCUUUGCUCAUGCCUUGCAGUCUAGAGCUAUUUAUAAUGUUUUGAACAGAAGAUCAUCAAAUGCUAGUAUCAAUACUGAUACCCCAGAUGUUCUGUCGAGAAUGGGUUCAUCCCAUCUCCAGCAUGAAGUAACGUUUAUUUGA
This is a messenger RNA of Naumovozyma castellii, 4053 nucleotides long. RefSeq names its product Rsf2p (gene RSF2). The record is from RefSeq and is a predicted model, not a curated record. The coding region runs from base 1 to 4053 and encodes 1350 amino acids. Lineage: Eukaryota; Fungi; Ascomycota; Saccharomycetes; Saccharomycetales; Saccharomycetaceae. The transcript has a single exon.